UUUUGUUCCAAUUUUAUUUCAGUCUUAACAUCCUAGUCCGGUAGGGGGCGGUAGUACACACGGAAGCUGGCUAGUCAGGUCAGAUCAGGACAGCUAGAAGAAGAAGUCCUCCACCGCCCCCUCCUUCUCAGUCUCCGCCUCCCCCUCCUCUCCAGUACAGAGAGGGUUUAGUGGAGGCACUGGUGGAAUAACGCUAGGAGAAAAAUAUCUUUCCUCCCUGCGAUUACAAACUUUGGUUUAUUUAGGCGGAGUUGGAGUGCAAGACAACAUGUCGUCUUGGGCGAAAUCAUCUGCAGCUGCCCGGCGGCCGCCAGCUAACCCAAACGGAAGUGCUCAACAAUUGCGUCUGUAUCGGAGAGCAGCGCCUUACCCCACCAGAGAGGAGAGGAGUGAAGAGCUCAAGGAUGCCCUGGAAAGUUAUGAGGAACUAGAGCAAAUGCAAAACUUCAGUGGAAGUGUAAAGUAUGAGGCCUACAAGCAUCAGCCGAAUGCCAAGCCAGAGGGCUCCACUCCAGCAGACAGACGUAAAGCCCUGUAUCAGAGGUUCUACAGACAGGUGCAGGAGGAGAGGAAACCGCCCGACUGCGUGGUGCUCUCUGUCACCAACCAGUGCCUGGAUUACCCCAAAUCGCUAAGCCAGUGCUUGCAGGAGCGUGGCCUGUCAGUGGAAAUGCUCUACCUUCAGGCGGAAUCAGGCCUAACCCGGGCCCUGCAGGAUGUCCGAGCAGACGGCUCCCCGUUAUGUAUUCUGGUGGAGCAGACAAACAUAGCUCUGUCCUCCUGCACUGUUAUCAUAUUCUCAGAAUCCCUCAAAAUCCAUCGCAAUAUGCCCAAAGACCAGGCCAUGGACUUUGUUGCAGCUGAGUACAGUCGUGGUCUUGUCAAAGAGCGUCCGCCGAGGGACCCCGCAGACAUAGCAGCACAGGCAUCACAGCUGCUGGAUGACUUUCUUGAUCGAGAAAAGAUCGAGCGCCACAGUGUUCCGUCUGAGACACGGCAGCUCCUCGUACUGUUAGCUGAGGGGGUGCAUCUCUACCCAGAGGAGCUGGAAACCGUCUCGGACUAUGUUCGUUCCCGGCAGGAGCACAUACAAGUCUCCAACAUUGAAGGGGAGAGAGGGAACAUGUUACCUCCGGGACUGGGAAAACCGCCUCCUCUGCUCCCUACUCCACCUGGGCCCCCUCAACCUCAGUCUGCAGGCGGAGGGGGGCCCAUGGUGGACCACUCCCCUCCUCCACCUGCACCUCUCUUGCCUUCACCAGGUUCUUAUCCCAAAACCAAACCUCCUCCACUGCUGUCCUUACAUCGGCCUCCUGGUCCAUCACUAGGAGCUCCAGCUUCACGAGGCCUCCCAUCCUCACACAGCCCCUACGGUUCCCCUGCUGUGUGUCGUGGGCCCCUACUCCACCAUCCUCUUCCAUACCACACAGGCCCCAGGGGCCCUCACAGUAUUCGAGGAGCCCCCCCCUCCCUAAAGAGUUCACGCCCUCCGCUUCUCUCUGCUCCAGGACCCCCUCUUCCUCGACCGAGUGGCCCGCGACAUUAACAAAUGACAGAGACGUGCACACACACACUGUUACACAUGCAGACUGCCAGCAGUGUGCCAUUUCGCCUAACUUUAGAAGAGAAGACUCGUGGCCCCUGAGUAGGUUCCUGUUGUGACCUUUUUAAAAAAAAAAAAACAAAACAAAACAAUGGUAAACCACUUUCAGUUAGAUACAAAAGAUGGUAGUUAAUGUUAUAUAUUAUCAUGUUAUUAUUGUGGAUGGAUUGAGGCAGGAUGGCAUGGAGUAUUCUUCUGGAUGAUAAUUUUCCAAUAUCCCUCUCAUUCAUUUUUUUUCUCUUUAUAAUGUACUGCGUUUCUCACACAGUCAACCCAGUUUGUCUCUUUAAGCUCCAUAAGGUAGGUGUAGGUCACAGGGACAAGCUGCACAUGAGAAACACUGAAUAUUAUGUAGCUGAAUGCAAAAAAACCCCCAGAAAACAACAGGACAGCUGUUCGAUAUUUAAGCAACAAAAAAGCAAAAGGUAUUGGUGGUCACAUGGUGGUAUUAGGAAUUUAAACUUUUAUGUAUAUCAUGAAUAUAACAAGUAGCCUACCUGCUGUACACAGUGUCUCAAGAUGGUGCUUAAAACUUCAUGAGGAUUUCCUCAAGGAUUCUCCUGAGGAGAGAAUUCAACAACCAAUUAAAGUUUGUGUUUAUAAGCUAUAUUCUUGGCUGAAAUUGUAUUUUAUUUAUAUCUAAAUUUAUUUUUGACAUAAUAAAAAGUAAAUAGUCUUAAGGAUUUUUGUAUAAUGGUUUUCAUCCUUGCAUUUACAACGUUUGGCACCUUUUUAUGACAAAUAAACAAAUCCUAUAAUUUGUCAUAUUCAAUUUUUUUUAUUUUUUUUUUUUAUAAACAUAGUAGUGACAGGACUGAAGGGAAAAAAAACUACCACAUACCUUGGCAGUGAAAACAUUCUCCCUCUCACAUCUUGGGUUUUUGUAACCAUUUUUUGCCACCCAGAUUAAAACAUUUACUUUGAUUUUGUGUUGCAUAUAAUCACAAGAGCCAGCCUGAAAUGAUUGCCAGGAUAACCUAAAGGAAUAUGAAUCUCUUGAUAUAUUCUUUGUCAGUAAUUUAUGUGCAAAGCAAGUCAACAAAUAUUACAAUUUUCAUUUUGCAUGAUGUUGAGUUCAGAUGUCCAUCUUAAUACAUAAUGUGUAGGAUAGCUCCAUUGCAAAACAUCAGGCCAUGUUCAUGUCGUGUUCUGUCAUUAAAAUCAAUUUUAAUCAGCUCUUCUGUUAAAUUUCAAUCAGUUUGGUGGCAAAAUCUGAUUGUUUGACAUGUGGCAAUCACAUUUGCUUAUUGUAAUUCAGGGAAAAAACUCACAGGUUUACUCCAUAACAAACAAUUAAACACUGAAACUUU
Messenger RNA from Seriola aureovittata, 2913 nucleotides. RefSeq lists its product as uncharacterized. The record is from RefSeq and is a predicted model, not a curated record. The coding region runs from base 269 to 1546 and encodes 425 amino acids. Lineage: Eukaryota; Metazoa; Chordata; Actinopteri; Carangiformes; Carangidae. The transcript is spliced from 9 exons.